This is a messenger RNA of Heterocephalus glaber (naked mole-rat), 2905 nucleotides long. Lineage: Eukaryota; Metazoa; Chordata; Mammalia; Rodentia; Bathyergidae. The record is from RefSeq and is a predicted model, not a curated record.
UGCCUUUUCCACCUUCCCAGAGUUGGAAGGCUGCGGGUUGGGGCCUGUGCGACCUGGUCAGGGUCCAGGCUGAGUGUAGUCUAGACGGGUGCUGGAAUUUAAAGCACUUUACUAUUUGUAGAGUGGGUUCCUUGUCACGCUGGGAGCAUUGUCACCAUUGGACCCCGUGCCGGAUGAGGAAGCAGAAACUGAUUCUGGGGCUGUGGUGGGUCAACUGGCUGGCCUAUGACCUCGCAGGCCCCAGAGCGACAUCUUAUUUUUAGUUUGCCCCCUGAAGACAGGUGUCCAGGCUUAGUCACACAGUGCCUCAGGCUUUAGCUACUCUAGGCAUCUUGUCAUCUGGCAACUGGGUUCCAGAUAGCCAGAGCUCAGCAGGGAGGGCAGAAGCCCUUGGUGUCCCAGCAGGCUGUGACCUUGUAGUUUGGUGGACCGGACCAUGGGAGAUUUCUACCUCCACUUCCCAAGUGCCUGGCCCCACCCAGUCACACACUUCAGAACAGGUCACUUCCAAGCCUUCCUCACUGCUACCAGGGCCUUUUUACUGGCAGGCCAUGGCCGAGUUCUCCCAGAAGCGGGGAAAGCAGCGUGGUGAGGAGGGCCUGGGCAGCGCUGUGGACUUCCUCUUGGCCAACGCCCGUCUGGUGCUGGGCGUGGGUGGGGCUGCUGUGCUGGGCAUUGCUACCCUGGCCGUGAAGAGGCUUAUUGACAGGGCCACUACCCCUCGGGAUGAGGAUGAUGCCAAGGGAGACAGCUGGAAGGAACUGAGUCUGCUCAAGGCCACACCACACCAGCAGCCCCGGCCCCCACCUGCUGCCCUCAGUCACCCCAUAUCUCCCCUGGCCCCACCCUCUGGUCCAGAGGGACCUACAGACACAGAACCUCAGAUGCCACCUCAGCUCAUCUCCCCAGCACCGCUGUGUCUGACUUUCCAGGAGAAACUGCUAGCAUUUGAGCAGGACCAUGUGGUUAUCCCAGCAGCUCAUGUAGCUUUGGCCAAACAGCUGGCUGGUGACAUUGCCUUGGAGCUUCAGGCCUACUUGAAGAACAAAUUCCCAGAACUGCCCUUUGGGGCGCUUGUGCCUGGAGGACCACUCUACGAGGGGCUGCAGGCUGGGACCACAGAGCAUGUGCGCCUCCUGGCACCACUGGUUCUGGAGCCGGGCCUAUGGAGCCUGGUGCCUGGCGUGGACACUGUGGCUCAAGACCCUCGCUGCUGGGCUGUGCGCAGGACUCAGCUUGAGUUCCACCCACGUGGAAGCAGCCCCUGGGACCGCUUCCUAAUUGGGGGCUACCUCUCCCCUCGAGUCCUGCUGGAGCUGCUCCGCAAAGCCCUCAGUGCCUCAGUCUACUGGCCAGCCAUUGGUGGCCUGCUUGGGUGCCUGAUCAAGCCCAGCAUGGCCUCAGAGGAGCUGCUGCUGGAGGUACAGCAUGAGUGCCUGGAGCUCACCAUGAUUGUGCUCGUGACAGUCACUGGGGCCAACGAGGACAACCGUCUCCUUUUGGCCUGGCCCCUGGAGGGGCUGGCGGGGAACCUCUGGCUUCAGGACUUAUAUCCAGUGGAGGCUGCCAGACUGCAGGCCCUUGAUGACCGUGAUGCUGGCACUCGCCGGAGGCUGCUGCUGCUGCUGUGUGGUGUCUGCCAUCACCACCCAGCCCUGGGACGCCUGGGCCGAGGCCAUCUGACCCAGGUGGUGCUGCAUCUGGGGGAGCAGGAAGUGGACUGGACCGAAGAGGCCUUGGGAGAGCAUUUUCUGCAGGCUCUGGAGUUGCUCAUUGGCAGUUUGGAGCAGGCCAGCCUGCCCUGCCACUUUGACCCUAGUGUGAACCUCUUGGGUGCCUUUCGGGAGGAUGAGAUUGAUGACAUGGGUUAUGCACUGUACAGUGGUCUCCAGGCACCUGAGAGGUUGGUCUAGAUGGGCAGGAACCAGGUGGCCAGCCUGUUUUCUGAUGCUGGCGAGCUGUACCCCCAACCCUGCCUUCGGGAGUUGCAGAGUAGGUUUUUGCUUGCUUGUAGCCAGAACAAAGGGAGAGUACCUUGCCUCAGUCUGUGGGGGAGGGGCACUUGUAUGAGCUGUAGUCUCCUGGAUCCCUGAUCUUGGAGAGAGCUUGGGUUGCUGUCACCUGAGUGUGCCUGGGCUGCCCUAUGCACCUGGAAGCACCAGCUACUCAUUCAGGUGCAGGUGCCCCUUCAGCCCCUUGAGGCCAACCCAGGACUUGGGCUCAGUUCAUCAUCACCAUCAGUGAUCCACUGAGAACAUGGCUUCUGCCAUCCCAGGCCAGAUAAAGGCCACUCCAUUUCUCUGCCAGGAAAUUUUCUGCUUUCUUUGGGCACCAGCUGGAAGCAUCCUGGGGGCGAAGAGUGCCUGAUCUUUUAAGUAUCCUGCCUUUGUUCCACCCUUGGGGGCUGAGUCUCCUGAGACCCGGGAGGACAGCUCUUUGCUACUGAAGGAUGAUGUUUUCCUGAGGUCUUCUGUGUGUUUGAUCUGUGUGUUUGAGUUCUCCAGCUCUGGAGCAGAAGCCCAGUUUGACUUGCUGCCUGCCUUAUACCUCAGGGAAGGCCCCUUUCCCUCCAGCUAGAUGAGUUUUCUCUUCAGGCUGUAGAGGCCCCUGGAAGAGCCCUUUCCUCAAGGCUGGUUGCUGCUCUGGGUCCCCUGAAGAGUAGAGGAUGUGCCCUGCCCCUUCAUGGAGGCUUAGGGUGUGGGGUUGGCCUUGUACCUUCACAGAGUGCCAAAAUGAACCGUUCAGUUGGUGUCCUUAUUCCUGUUCUGUAUCUGCCUGAAGUAGUAGGGGCUGGAGGAGGGACAGUCCCCCUCCUCCCAGGGUUACUGCCUAUCCCAGGAUCCCUCCUGCUGAAACAAAGCUAUGGCUUGAAUGUGAACAAGAAUAAAAGGAGAAACUUCUCCCA